GCGGGAGGUUUCCCCGGAUAUGUGGGUGUGCGCCUCUCCGGAGGGGAGGGCCGGGGAGGGGAGGAGGAGGAAGGGGGAGGUUACUGGCGGCGGCGGCGGCGGCGGCCCGGGCUCCGGCUGUCGGGGAAGCUGCUGAGCUGUGAUGGUGAUGACGAGGUGAAAAUGGCGGAUCUUUCGAAAUACAAUCCCAGCCCCUGACAUACCAGAGGCGACGGCCGCGGCGGCGUCGCCACCCGGGCUCCCUCCUCGGCCCCCGGGAUCCCUGUAGCGGUCCAGUUCGGGCAGACUGGGGAAGGAAGCGGCUGGCCGGAGCUACCGUGCACAGGCAAAACAAGCACCGCCCGGGCUCGGAAUUGCCCGGGACCUUCUGGAGUCCCCACCUCGGAGCCGGAGGGAGGAGACAGCGGCAGCCGCCGGAGUGCCUGAUCAACUUUCUAGCAGGAGAACGAUCAUGGAGGUGGUGCCAGCUGAGGUGAAUAGUUUGCUUCCAGAGGAGAUAAUGGACACUGGUAUAACUUUAGUGGAUGAUGAUAGUAUUGAGGCUGUUAUUGUUUCAUCCCCAAUUCCCAUGGAGACAGAACUGGAAGAAAUUGUCAACAUAAAUUCUACUGGUGACUCUACAGCCACGCCCAUUUCCACGGAACCAAUAACAGUGUACAGUAACCACACUAACCAAGUUGCAGUGAAUACCACAAUUACUAAAGCAGAUUGUAAUACCACAGUGAAACCAGCUUUUCCAAGUGGCCUUCAAAAACUUGGUGCUCAGACUCCUGUGACUAUAUCAGCCAAUCAGAUUAUUUUAAACAAAGUAUCACAGACAUCUGAUCUUAAACUUGGCAAUCAGACCCUUAAACCAGAUGGACAGAAGUUAAUUUUAACAACUUUGGGCAAGUCUGGUUCACCAAUUGUUUUAGCACUACCCCAUAGCCAACCCCAGGCUCAGAAAGUUACAACUCAGGCCCAGUCAGGAGAUGCUGAGUUACCACCGCAGCAAAUUAAAGUAGUUACCAUUGGAGGGAGGCCAGAGGUGAAACCUGUCAUUGGUGUCUCAGCAUUGACCCCAGGAAGUCAACUGAUUAAUACUACAACUCAGCCCUCUGUGUUACAGACCCAACAGUUAAAAACAGUACAGAUUGCGAAGAAGCCUCGAACACCAACCUCUGGUCCAGUAAUCACGAAGCUGAUCUUUGCAAAACCAAUUAAUAGUAAAGCAGUUACAGGACAGACAACUCAAGUAUCACCACCAGUCAUUGCAGGUAGGGUUCUUUCACAGUCUACUCCCGGGACUCCAUCAAAGACCAUAACAAUAUCUGAAAGUGGUGUUAUUGGAUCAACUUUAAAUUCUACAACACAGACACCAAAUAAAAUAGCCAUCUCACCUUUGAAAUCGCCAAAUAAGGCAGUGAAAUCAGCUGUGCAGACCAUCACUGUUGGAGGAGUGAGCACAUCACAAUUUAAGACAAUUAUUCCUCUGGCAACUGCUCCCAAUGUCCAGCAGAUUCAAGUGCCUGGAAGCAAGUUUCAUUAUGUCCGACUUGUUACUGCCACAACAGCCAGUAGCUCAACCCAGCCAGUUAGUCAGAAUCCCAGUACAAACACUCAGCCUCUUCAGCAAGCAAAGCCAGUGGUCGUUAAUACCACCCCAGUGCGGAUGUCAGUGCCACUUGUCUCAGCGCAGACUGUCAAACAAGUUGUUCCGAAACCAAUCAAUCCAACUUCCCAAAUAGUCACCACCAGCCAGCCACAGCAGCGGCUCAUCAUGCCUGCCACCCCACUGCCACAAAUCCAGCCAAACCUCACGAACCUGCCGCCAGGCACUGUGCUGGCACCGGCUCCGGGAACGGGGAAUGUAGGCUAUGCGGUGCUUCCCGCUCAGUAUGUGACUCAGCUACAGCAGUCUUCCUAUGUGUCUAUAGCAAGCAACUCUAACUUUACCGGAACACCUGGUAUCCAGACUCAGGCAAGGCUUCCGUUCAAUGGCAUAAUGCCAUCAGAGUCUGCCAGUCGGCCCAGAAAGCCUUGUAAUUGUACAAAAUCUCUGUGUUUGAAAUUAUACUGUGAUUGCUUUGCAAAUGGUGAAUUUUGCAACAACUGCAAUUGUACUAAUUGUUAUAAUAACUUGGAACAUGAAAAUGAAAGGCAAAAAGCAAUAAAGGCAUGCCUUGACAGAAAUCCAGAAGCUUUUAAGCCCAAGAUAGGGAAAGGAAAGGAGGGAGAAUCAGAUCGACGUCACAGCAAAGGAUGUAAUUGCAAACGAUCAGGAUGUCUUAAAAACUACUGUGAAUGCUAUGAGGCAAAAAUAAUGUGUUCCUCAAUAUGCAAAUGUAUUGGCUGUAAGAAUUUUGAAGAAAGCCCAGAAAGAAAGACAUUGAUGCACUUGGCAGAUGCAGCCGAAGUAAGGGUACAGCAACAAACAGCAGCAAAGACUAAGUUAUCCUCUCAGAUUUCGGACUUGCUUACUAGGCCAACACCAGCUUUGAAUAGCGGAGGAGGAAAAUUGCCAUUUACGUUUGUCACUAAGGAAGUAGCUGAAGCCACGUGUAAUUGCCUUCUUGCCCAGGCAGAGCAGGCAGACAAGAAGGGGAAAUCAAAGGCAGCAGCUGAACGGAUGAUACUUGAGGAAUUCGGGCGAUGUUUGAUGAGCGUCAUCAACUCUGCAGGAAAAGCAAAAAGUGACCCUUGCGCCAUGAAUUGCUAACUCUUGCACAAAAGACUGAUAAAUCGAACUGUACAGAAGAUUGAAGGUGCAGGGACACUUGAUUUUCUGGAAGAUAGUUUAACAAUUAUCGUAUUGUUAAUUCAGUCUUGUGAGACCUGAAAUUAUAAUAUUGAGAGAGGAGAAAUUUUAAAUGAGGAAAUUACAUUUUAAAUCUUAGUUAAAUCUGCUUAUGCCCCUUCUAAAUUGAAUUUUUCUUUAUUGUAUUAUAUAGAUUUUUAAUUUGCUUGGGUUUCUUAAGAACUAGAUGUUCUGUCCUUCUGAUUCUGUUGACAAAGAACAUUUAUAAAUUACUAUUAUAUAAUUUAUAAUGUA
This is a messenger RNA of Physeter macrocephalus (sperm whale), 3031 nucleotides long. It is a transcript of the gene LIN54, whose product is annotated as lin-54 DREAM MuvB core complex component. The record is from RefSeq and is a predicted model, not a curated record. NCBI's taxonomy places the organism in Eukaryota, Metazoa, Chordata, Mammalia, Artiodactyla, Physeteridae. The transcript is spliced from 13 exons. Gene Ontology annotation, biological process: regulation of DNA-templated transcription. Gene Ontology annotation, cellular component: nucleus. The coding region runs from base 452 to 2698 and encodes 748 amino acids.